CCGGUCCGGUCCCGGGAGGCCCCGCCGGAUGCCCAUGAGCGCCAACACCAUGAUCUUCCUGAUCCUGGGGGCGUCCGUGGUGAUGGCCAUCGCCUGCCUGCUGGACAUGAACGCGCUGCUGGACCGCUUUCACAACUACAUCCUGCCGCACUUGAGGGGCGAGGACCGCGUCUGCCACUGCAACUGUGGAAGGCACCACAUCCACUACGUGAUCCCGUACGACGGCGACCAGUCUGUGGUGGACGCGUCGGAGAACUACUUUGUCACGGACAAUGUGACCAAGCAGGAGAUCGACCUGAUGCUGGGGCUGCUGCUGGGCUUCUGCAUCAGCUGGUUCCUGGUUUGGGUGGACGGCCUGCUGCACUGCGCCGUGCGCGCCUGGAGGGCCAGCCGCCGCUACGACCCCUCCUGGUCGUGGCUGCCCAAGUUCUGCCAGCUGAAGGAGUUUGGGAAGCGCCAGCAGUACGAGGAGGAAGCGGCGGCAGCGGCGACCACCGCGGGAAACAUGGUGCACAUCAAACAGAAGCUCUACCAUAACGGGCACCCCAGCCCACGACACCUCUGAGCCCGCCGCGCCCCGAGGACUCGGCCUGCCCACCGCCCCCAGCCCUGGCCGCCGGCGGGGACCGCGCCGGUGGACCGGGCCGACCCCGGACCUCGGUCCCCACGCUCCAAGUCCCCAGACUUCGGACACUGUACAUAUGUACACAGGAUCUUUGCCUACUGUCCCCCAGGCCGGCCGGGCCCGGGCC
Molecule: messenger RNA, 752 nt
Organism: Tachyglossus aculeatus (Australian echidna)
Lineage: Eukaryota; Metazoa; Chordata; Mammalia; Monotremata; Tachyglossidae
Gene: TMEM240
Product: transmembrane protein 240
Exons: 4
Coding region: 29-565 (178 amino acids)
Source: RefSeq, a predicted model, not a curated record